Molecule: messenger RNA, 861 nt
Organism: Guillardia theta CCMP2712
Lineage: Eukaryota; Cryptophyceae; Pyrenomonadales; Geminigeraceae
Exons: 1
Cellular component (GO): plasma membrane
Molecular function (GO): protein binding
Source: RefSeq, a predicted model, not a curated record
UUGAGCCGUCAAAGCAUCCGAAAUAUCACUGAGGCUGUAUUCGACGGGCUCUCGAAUCUAGAGUCACUCUUCCUUUGGGACAACCAGAUAACAAUCCUUCCAGAGGGGAUAUUUCACGGGCUCUUCAACUUGCGUCAUCUUUCUUUGGGUAGCAAUCAGCUGACAAGCAUGCCAGAAGCAAUCUUCGACGGACUCUUGGGGCUGGAGGUACUCAGUUUUUCUGGCAAUAAUCUAAAGAGCCUUCCAGAGGGAAUAUUUCACGGGCUCUUGAGCUUGAGAGAGUUAAAUCUUAACAGCGAUAAGCUAACAACUCUUCCGGCGGGAAUAUUUCAGGGGCUUACAGGACUGAAGUAUCUGUCUCUCGAUAACAACGAGCUGACGAGCAUACCAGAGGGAAUAUUCAAAGGGCUCACGGCGUUGUACUGGAUCUAUUUUUCAAACAACCGGCUCAAGGAGCUUCCUGCGGGAGUGUUCAGGGACCUCUCGGCGUUGGAGGAGCUAGACCUUACCGGCCAUGAGCUAACGAGCCUUGAGGAGGGAGUCUUCACCGGACUCUCGAAGCUGCGAGGCCUACAUCUUGGCUACAACAAGAUUGCUAGACUUGACAAGGGUGUCUUUCACGGGCUCUCGGGGUUGAGCUGGCUAGAUCUUGGCGGCAACCAGCUGACGGGAUUUCCAAAGGGGAUUUUCGACAGGACCACUCAGCUGCUGGGUCUAGAUCUUGGCGGCAACCAGCUGACGAGCCUUCCAGAGGGAUUAUUCGACGGGCUCUCGACGAUAGGUUGGCUAUAUCUUCAGGACAAUCGACUCGUAUGCGUGUCCUCUAUGGCUUUCGCAAACUUGACGGCUCUAACAGUUCUA